This is a messenger RNA of Punica granatum (pomegranate), 1256 nucleotides long. The record is from RefSeq and is a predicted model, not a curated record. NCBI's taxonomy places the organism in Eukaryota, Viridiplantae, Streptophyta, Magnoliopsida, Myrtales, Lythraceae.
UUAAUGUUUUUACUCCCCAAUUCAACAAUGGCGGAUUCCCCUCCAUGUCUCUGACCUCUGUCCAUUUUAAAAUCCCCUCGCUCUCCGCCCUCCGCUCCGCAUCGCCAUCCCCAUCCCCAUCCCGCCCUCUCCUCGCAGCACCCCCGAUCUCCUUCCCCCUCUCUCCCAAGAGGAGGCCAUUCCUGUUUGCUCGCGCGAUCGCCUCCUCCAAAUCAGCAGCCUCCAUGGGGGACGCACCCGAUGCUGGAAUGGACGAUGUCCAGAGGCGCCUCAUGUUCGAGGACGAGUGCAUCUUGGUUGAUGAAAGCGAUCGAGUCGUCGGUCACGAGUCAAAGUACAAUUGUCACCUGUGGGAAAAGAUUCUAUCGGGGAAUAUGCUGCACCGAGCUUUCAGUGUUUUUCUGUUUAACUCGAAGUAUGAAUUGCUCCUUCAGCAACGCUCUGCUACAAAGGUAACAUUCCCUCUCGUUUGGACAAAUACCUGCUGCAGCCACCCAUUAUACAGGGAAUCUGAGCUGAUUGAGGAGGAUUGCCUUGGUGUAAGGAAUGCUGCUCAAAGGAAGCUUUUAGACGAGUUGGGUAUUCCAGCUGAGGAUUUGCCUGUAGAUCAAUUUACGCCGCUGGGCCGUAUGCUCUACAAGGCGCCUUCUGAUGGCAAAUGGGGAGAGCAUGAACUCGACUACCUACUCUUCAUUGUCCGAAAUGUCAGUGUUCACCCGAACCCUGAUGAAGUCGCUGAUGUGAAGUACGUGAACCGGGAGGAAAUGAAAGAGCUGUUGAGGAAAGCCGAUGCAGGUGAGGAAGGUCUGAAGCUGUCGCCCUGGUUCAGGCUGGUUGUCGACAACUUCUUGUUCAAAUGGUGGGAUCACUUCGAGAAAGGCACUCUCAAGGAGGCUGCCGACAUGAAAACCAUUCACAAGCUUUAAGAGAACAUCAAUUAUACAAAUGACCUGUCAUCUGCCUAGUGCUGCGUCGAUCCUAAUAAUCUUUGGACAGAAAGAUGUUCAAGAAACAAUAUCAUAGUGUCGUUCUUUAAAAAGCUUUGUAAUUGUAUUGGCUGCAAUAUCUCGGCUAAGAUCACAGUUUCACCUUCUUAAUAAUGACUAUCUGCAACUCUCAGAGCUUCACCUUCUUUCAUUGUAUUGUUACUGGUUGUACCUGUCCUGUAAUUUACCCGGUAUGGAUGGCGAAAGGAUAAGGUUCAGUAAGUGGGACAAGCAAUGAAAGAAUCAUGAUUUAGUGGUAUGUUCUUCAUA